This is a messenger RNA of Onychostoma macrolepis, 987 nucleotides long. RefSeq names its product S100 calcium binding protein T (gene s100t). The coding region runs from base 239 to 661 and encodes 140 amino acids. NCBI's taxonomy places the organism in Eukaryota, Metazoa, Chordata, Actinopteri, Cypriniformes, Cyprinidae. Gene Ontology annotation, molecular function: transition metal ion binding; calcium ion binding. The record is from RefSeq and is a predicted model, not a curated record. The transcript is spliced from 3 exons.
UCUCAUUUGCUCAAGUUACCGUCUAACGCAGAGAACUUUCUCUCUUUCAAUUACGACGAUCAACAUCACAUUUACUCCUUUAUAUAACACUGUUUUCGUAUUUUUUCUUGCAUUGUGAAUGUGUAAACAGAGAGGACAAGAGGUGGGAAAUAGGUAGGCAGAGACAAAUGAAGGAUGGAUGGAGGAAGGGAGGAGGGGUGUAAGGUAUGAUGGGAGGAGGACCAAGUAGGUAUAUAAGAUGCUGCCCAUCGCCUCCCGUCUUCACCAGCAUUCAUCUCUCCUCAAGGAACAGAAGAGCAACAACCUUCUAACAACAAGAAUGUCUAAUGUUCUAAACUCAGAGAAUGCCUCCACACUGGAGAGCGCCAUGCAGCUGAUGAUCCAGACGUUCCACAAGUACUCUGGAAAUGAGGGCGACAAAUAUACUCUCAGCAGGCAGGAACUCAAAGAGAUGCUAACGCAGGAGCUGGGCAACUACCUUGGGAAUGCACAGGAUAAGGAUGCGGUAGAUAAAGUUAUGGGAGACCUGGAUUCAAACAACGAUGGUGAGGUGGACUUCACAGAGUUCGUCAUCCUCGUUGGUGCCCUCACUGUUGCCUGCAACGACUUCUUCCUCGAGUAUCAUGAAAAAGAUGAAAAGAAGGCUGAAAAGAAAGAGUAGAGUUGCAUUUCUCUGAACAAAAGCCAACACAUGACCAGCGAAUGAUGAUGAGGGGGAAAUGAGGGGAGUGUGUGUAUGAAUCUUCCUUACUGAUACUUUAAAAGUUUCUUGUCAUCUCUGCACAUCCUGCAUCCAUGCAAUCCUGGGUACACAAAAUGUUCUAUGAGACACAACAUGUUUCCAACCCCUGAACCUAUUAGACGCAUUAGGAAUGAGAUUGUGACAUGGUCUUUGUUGAAUAUGUGAAUAUGUGUUUCUUCCUAUCUUUUGUUUUUUUAACAAUUGGAGUUGUUGAUUUUAAAAUAAUCUCUCCAUAUAACAAUAAA